Messenger RNA from Triticum aestivum (bread wheat), 1145 nucleotides. RefSeq lists its product as uncharacterized. The transcript has 5 exons. NCBI's taxonomy places the organism in Eukaryota, Viridiplantae, Streptophyta, Magnoliopsida, Poales, Poaceae. The record is from RefSeq and is a predicted model, not a curated record. The coding region runs from base 95 to 1030 and encodes 311 amino acids.
ACCCUCCCUCCCUCGCCUUCCGUCCUCCCCUCCGCGCCCUCCUUCUCCUCCUAUUCAUCUGGGCGUUCUUGCGAAGCUGUUCGAUCGAGGCGAGAUGGCGGGCAAGCGGAAGGCCGACGACAACCUGACCGGGACAAGGCAUCCGGCUGCGCGGACGGAGCCUGCAGCCGGCUACGACCUCGCCGGUGCAUCGGCGCGGACAGCAGUGCGGACGGCGAAUCCAGCCGGCGGCGGCAUUGCCCAGAAUUUGCAGGCGCCUGCGGGGCUGACGGCGGCGAAUACAGGCUCCGCCGGCGGCUCUUCCCAGUUCGGUGGAGCUCUCGGGGGCAGGGCCUUGUCGGGGCAGAGGGGAAGGGGAUUUGCUCCGCCGCACCGGCAGGCUUUUCCAGGGCAGACGGCGACUACACCAGCCUUCGCUGUAGGUGGAGCUGCUCGCGGGGCCGGGGCCGGGUCGGGGUACAGGGGAUUCUCCCAGUCGCAUGGGAGGGCGCCGCAGAUGCCCUCUCAGGAGAUGCUCCGGCCGCCACUGGGCAAUCCAGCCGUUGUGAGUGCGCCCUUCCCGUACCAGUACCACGCUCCGACCAGCCAUGGUUCGCUCCCCGGCCAGACCCAGAACCACGUCGCCGGCCCCAGGAAGACAGGAACAGGCCAGCCGCGCGGCCACUCCGGCUCCGGCGGGCCUUCUUCGGCGAUCUCUUGCACAAGCGCGCCAGGUGCGCCAGUCAGUUCCCUCGAUCGAGUGUGCCCUCGUUGCAACAAGCCCGCGAUCGUUUUUGGCGGAUCGACGCCAUUGUGCGUGGAUUGCUACACCAAGAUCGUCCUCAGAAACGUGUUUGAGAAGCACCCGGAGAUCCGCUACGUGCAUCCGCCUCGAGGGGCUGCGGCCAUUAGGCCUUCUUCCAGUUCCAGCUCAAGCUCGGCCGUCGCUUCGGGCCCGAUCUGCCAGGCUUGUGGCCACCCCUUGGGCACCGGCAACAGGGCGUGCAGGUUUUGCCACAGCAACGGCCCGCCAUCGCCAGGGCUCGGCUAGCUCAAAUUUCGUCGCUCCAAUCAGUGUGAGUGAAGUCUUCUGAACUCUGGGAGCCUUCUCUGCUUGCUCUGUUUUGACAAAGAUGCUUGCUCUGUUUCGACAAAGAUGUAGCCAA